This is a messenger RNA of Closterium sp. Naga37s-1, 2451 nucleotides long. The record is from the annotation of a GenBank genome assembly. Lineage: Eukaryota; Viridiplantae; Streptophyta; Zygnematophyceae; Desmidiales; Closteriaceae.
AUGGCCGCGACCCUCUCUUCCUCGGCGUCCGCCUCCCUUCGCUCCCUCUCAGUCCCAGAGGGAAGCACCCUCGCCACUUCCUCCCGCGCGGCAAUCCCAGCAUUCUCCGGCCUCAAGGCACACAGGGGCCUCUCCGCCUCUGCCGGGGUUCAAACAUGCACCUCCGUGUCCAGCUCCUGCCCUUGCGCGAAAUGCGGUAACCGUCGCACCAGCAUCGUCGCCAUGGCCAGCGGAGACAACCAAUUCGCCAGCGUCUCCCAAUCUACGGCCGCUCCCGCCGCUCCCGCCACCAGCGCCCUCAUUCCCGCCGUCGUCGGCGCCGGCGCUCUGGGCGCCGCGACCUACGUCGCCGUGAAGAAGCUCACCGCGUCUCCCGCUGCCGCUCCCGCCGCACCCGCCCCCUCCUCUCCCGCGGUCACCAGCGUCCCGCCCAGCGGCAUCGUCCCGCGCGCGAAGCACGCGGCGGCGUCCGCUCUCUCGACGAUGGCGACGACGUUCCCGUCGGCGAUGCAGGAGGAGGCGUUCCUGAAGGCCGUGGCGGUGGAGCUGGCGAAGCUGGGGUUCCGCAAGGACAACGGCAUCGCGCUGGUGAACACGUGCCGCGACGAGGUGUGCCGGCCCGUGGUGAGCAUCAUCGACCGCGAGUUCGGGCUGAGCUUCAACAUCUCGGGGCUGGGCGGGCUCGUCAACUGCGGCAAGGUCGGCUUCGGAGCCGCCAUGAGCCACUCGCCCGAGUUCCCCUGCGACGUCGACGGCAACCUCAAGGAGCGAUACAUUUUCUUCGCGUUCCCGCACGUGUCCAUCGGCGAGUCGGGCGAUGUGGGGUCGCUGCUGCGUCGCGGUCGCGGCAAGGCGUCGAGCGCAUGCGGAGCGUUGAUCGCCAUCAACAACGACAUCAACAACGGCGUGGCGCCCAGCAUGGACAGCGACGACCCCGAGUACACGCUACUGCGCAAGAAGAUCAUGGCUAAGGUGUCGGGCGGAGACCAGUCGCUGGUGGACGUGACGCGCGCGGCGUUGGCGGCGAUAAACGAGGAUCUUGAGAAGCUCAUCUCGCUCACGGUGAACCCCGCCACGGCGGACUACGCCGUGAUCACGGGCGUGCAGAUCCACUCGGGCGACCAGAUUCCCGGCCAGCCCUUCCGCAUCGAGCGCACCUGCGACUACAUCGCGCCCGACAAGAUAUUUCGAGAGAGCUUGUGUCACCUCCACUUCGUCUCUCCCCUUACUCCACCUCCCCCACCUCCACCUCCCCCACCUCCACCUCCCCCACUCCACCUCCCCCACCUCCACCUCCCCCACUCCACCUCCCCCACUCCACUUCGGAGUCUGCUGUACCUCUCCUCCUCCCUCACCCGCCCUCCUCCUUUCCGCGCCACUUCUUCACCCGAUUCUCACCAUUGCGAUAAUAAAGGACAGCUGAGACGGACGGCUGAGAUUUUCUUAGAGCUGCCGCCUAGGGAUCGCCAGGCGAUGGAUGCGAUGGCGGCUCGGCUUCAGAGCUCCUUCGAUGUGCGUCCUGCCAUUCCAUCCAUGCUCUGCUGGUUCAAGCUCCUUCCCCUGCCACCCUUCACCACCCUUCCGCAUCCUUCCGCGCCCUGCCAUCUCUCCUUCGAUGUGCGUCUUGCCAUUCCAUCCAUGCACUGCUGGCGCACGCUCCUUUCCCCGCCACCCUUCCGCCACCCUUCCGCCACCCUCUCCCACCCUUCUGCCGUUAUUCCGCCACCCUUCCGCCAUUCUUCCGCCACCCUUUCAGUAAUGCGGCACUCGCCCUUCCAAUCUCUCUCCUCUCGUUCUGGUCGUCACUCACUCGUCUCGCCCCCACCGUUAGCUGUCUCCCAUCGCCUUUCUCCUCCUCCCCUUGCCAUCCUCCAUCCAUGCUUCCAUCCCAUCCUCCCAAAAAUCCAUCCUCCCAUCUCCAGUGCGCCACGCAGUGAGGUGGCGGUAGCAUCAGCGCUGGAGGUGUUUCAGAGCCGAGUGGACCUCUUUCAAGCCGCCUGCGACCGGGCUCAGCAGCAAGUGGUGGGUUGUGAGGCAUGGCCAAAUUUCCAGUCUACUGAAAAAUCUGCUCAGCAGCACGUGGUGAGAGCAUGGCGGGAUGGUGAGAGCAUUGCGGAUGGUGAGAGCAUUGCGGAUGGUGAGAGCAUUGCGGAUGGUGAGAGCAUUGCGGAUGGUGAGAGCACUGCGGAUGGUGAGAGCACUGCGGAUGGACGCAACAAGGCACCGGCUGCUGUCGGAAAGCCUGGUGGACGAAGCAAGAGGCACCGGCUGCUGUCGGAAAGCCUGGUGGACGAAGCAAGAGGCGCAGCAAGUGACACGUCAGCUGUGGGUGCAGCAGGAGGAGAGGGGGAGGUGCAGAUGGUGCUGGGAGCAACUCGGUUGGAGCAGAUCAGCAAGGCUGUGAGAGCCAUGGUGCAGGACCUGCAGCACGGGCAUGCAGACAGGCACUGA